This is a messenger RNA of Penaeus indicus, 1110 nucleotides long. RefSeq lists its product as uncharacterized. Lineage: Eukaryota; Metazoa; Arthropoda; Malacostraca; Decapoda; Penaeidae. The transcript has 2 exons. The coding region runs from base 49 to 483 and encodes 144 amino acids. The record is from RefSeq and is a predicted model, not a curated record.
AGAGAGAGAGAAAGAUAGAGAGAGAGAGGGAAAAGAAAAAAAAGGAAAAUGUAUAAAAAAAUGAAAAUAGUAAAUAUAACAGAUAAUGUACCUUUUUCACAGCGUCCAGGGUGUCAUCCUAAUCGACAGUGGGACAAGGUCGUGAGCAGGACAGGACUCGGUUGCACGAGAUGCGAAGACUUCAUCAACCCGGACGCUCAGAGUUGUGCCAUCUACAAAAGCGCCCACUGCAUAUCAUGUACAGAAAAUCUGGACAAUUGUAACAUCGAUGUACUGCCCUAUCUUGUGCUGAACAAGUGUUCCAGUUCGCAUCCCGCGUUGGUCGAGUCCCUGCAGAACACGUGUGACUUCCGAGCUGAAGUGGACGCCCCUCAGGCCAGGUCUCUGGACUCGGGCACGGCUAACACUGCACCUACGGCUCUGGCGAUAAUGGCUGGGCUAAUCCUGUCUGUACUGCAGGGAAGUAAAGGCUACAGUGGUUAAGGAAUGUUCAUUGACAAUGCGGUUUGGCCGUGGCCACGUCUGAUUUACGACUGCGCGAUUCGGAAAGAGCAACAGGGAUAUGUAAUUGUACACUUUCGAUUGUGUAAUUAAGUCUUUUUCUUCCAAUGGGAUACACGGAAACAACACAGUAUAAUUUCUCUGUGAGGAAGGGAACAAGUUUAAGUUUCACUAUACGGGAUUAAGUUGUGAUACGAAUAUAUAUUUCCCGGAUAAUUUAAAAGUGAUACCCAUCGUGCGAGGUGGAAAGUGCUUAACAUUGUUGAUUUCUUUCAAUGACUUCGGUUUCCAGCCCGAGCAACGUCAUCGUCACGGAAACCGCCGCACGCACGCCAAAAGCAGUUUGUCGUUUGGACUGUGUGAAGAACCCAAUAUUACGUCAUACAAUCAGACUAUUGGCUGUUUUACUAUGUGUUUAAAAUAGAGUAACGACCAAUCAUUUCAUGAAUUGUAGACAUUAUUAUUACUAUUAUUAUAAAGAUGAUAAUAAUAGUAAUGAUUAUAAUAGCAAUGAUAAUGAUAGUAUUAAUUAUAACAAUAAUGAUUAUUGUUGUCAUUGCUAUUAUUAUUGUUAUUAUUCUUAUUCUUAUUAUCAUCAUUAUUAUUAUU